AUGAGGAAAUUAAAAGAUAGAGAAGAAAUAACUAUCUGCCGGAAUCACGUGACCGUAAGAGUGGGAGAAUUAGAAUUUACAAAGGAACUAAAUUGCGAAGGAAAGAAAACUCAUACACAACGAAUUCACGAAAAUCUACCUUUGUAUGUAAAGGAUCUAGAUCGACCAGGGAUGGAAAUUUCCAUAAUGUCUAAUCCAAUCAUUAGAAAUAAUUGGGAGGAAAAAUUCACUUAUUUAUGCAAUAUUUUAAAGGAUGAAAAAUUUAAUAAGCGAACUAAUAGCGAUACUCUAGAACUGUAUAUUCAAAUAGGAGAAUUAUUAGCUAAAAAAGGCUGGUGCGAGUCUGUUAAAAAUAAAUUAAACCUUUAUUUUAAUAACACCGUCCAGGAUCUUAAUAUUAGCAUUCUUUCAUACAUGUCCGAGAAAGACUUUAAUGAAGUUUUAUUAGUAGAAGCCAAACGAUUAAAAGAAAAAGAAAUGACUUCACGGGAUUCGCAGGAGCUCAUCCUUCAAAGGGGGGAUGAUGUUAUGCCCGAAAUGGAAAUUCAAUAA
Molecule: messenger RNA, 552 nt
Organism: Racocetra fulgida
Lineage: Eukaryota; Fungi; Glomeromycota; Glomeromycetes; Diversisporales; Gigasporaceae
Source: the annotation of a GenBank genome assembly